Molecule: messenger RNA, 1383 nt
Organism: Rotaria sordida
Lineage: Eukaryota; Metazoa; Rotifera; Eurotatoria; Philodinida; Philodinidae
Source: the annotation of a GenBank genome assembly
AUGUUUUUGCUAUAUGUUCUGUUAACGGCAAGUCUAUGCCAUGGUCAAUUUCAAACUACAGCUCAAUCAACAACAGCAUCACCCAGUUUAGCCUUGGCGACAUGUAAUUCAACUCUUUGUAAAUGGUCAUCUAUGUCCUGUUCUUCGAAUCUCGAUUGUGAAUGUUUUUCAUUGACCAAUACUGUUAAUGGAACUAUCUCGGGCAUAUGUGCUGUUGCCGAUCUUUCCUGCACUUCAAUGAUUCGAUGUAAUUCAGACAAUAUUACAUGUUCAAUUGCACAAACAAUUUGUGUUAACAGUACACGAUGUCAACAACCUGUUUGUUAUCCAAUGGCAUUGGCUAGUAUUCAAAUAUGUCCUCCAAAUCGAAUAACAACUCUGAUUCCAACAGUUACGAAUGCAACAACGAGUUCAAACUUACCAACGUUGGCUACAACUCGUCCUACUAGUACAACAACAACUUCUAGAACUAUGUGGAGCCCAAAUGGAAUUACAGUUGCUGGUAUCGGUAAUGGUAGUUGGGGUUCUGCCAUGAAUGAGUUAAAUUAUCCACGAAACGUAGCUAUUGAUAGUCAUCAAAAUUUAAUUAUAGCGGAUUCUGGGAAUGGACGUAUACAGAAGUAUUUUACAAGCAAUGGUACAAUUAUUACAUUAUUGAGCAAUGUAGGAGUAUAUCACGUAUUUAUAGAUCAGUAUGACAAUAUUUACUAUGAUGACUACAGUAGUGUACAGAAAUUGAGUAGCGGUGGCUUGAUAGUAACAAAAACAACAGUAGCUGGAGAUAAUCGUACACAAGGUAAUAAAACGAAUCAACUUAAUCAGCCGCAAGGUCUUUAUAUUGAUCGAUUUGGAACUGUAUAUGUAUCAGAUAGUCAGAAUCAUCGUGUAAUGAAAUGGUAUGUAAAUGCAAGUGAAGGUAUUGUAGUUGCUGGUAGUAAUGGAGAUGGAAGUGCAUCAAAUCAACUCAGUUAUCCUCAUAGCAUAUUUGUUGAUGAAGUAAAUGAAGUUGGUGCAAUUUAUAUUUGUGAUUUCAUGAAUGCGAGAAUACAGAAAUGGUUACCAGGUGCACAAUUAGGUAUAACUGUCGCUGGUGGUAAUGGAAUAGGUGGUGGGUUAAAUCAAUUGUUUUAUCCGGUAUCAAUUAUACUAGAUCCAAUUACAAGAAUCAUGUAUCUGGCAGACUAUGGUAAUAAUCGUAUAGUCAAAUGGUUGCCAAAUGCAAAACAAGGACAAAUAAUUGCCGGUGGGAAUGGUCAAAGUGCACGAGCAAAUGAAUUUUUUCGUCCCCAGGGAAUUAAAUUUGAUUCAAAUUGGAAUUUAUUUGUAACAGACUGGGCUAACAACAGAAUUCAAAAGUUUCUAUUUAAUGUAUCAUCUUGCUAA